Molecule: messenger RNA, 1053 nt
Organism: Dentiscutata heterogama
Lineage: Eukaryota; Fungi; Glomeromycota; Glomeromycetes; Diversisporales; Gigasporaceae
Source: the annotation of a GenBank genome assembly
AUGUCAGAACCAGAACAAUCAACAAGCAACAGUUCUGCGAUACCAAAGUCUACAAUACCAACAGUUAAUCAACCAAUACCUUUAAAAAUACUCGCUAUAGGAUCGGCUUACGAAGAUACGAUACUUUACGUAGACAAAUUCCCUCCUGAAGAUGGUAAACAAAGGGCUCAAAGAGUUGAAAAAAGAAGAGGUGGUAAUUCAGGAAAUACUCUUACUGUUUUGUCACAGUUUCCUAAUGUAGGCGCAUGGUUUAUGGCUUCUAUGGCUUCUAAAGAGGCAUCUACAUUUUUGAUUCAAGAUUUCGAAGCACACAGUAUAAAGACUACAACAUGUAUAUUUAGGUCUAGUGCAACGCAUGCCCCAGUUGCUUAUAUUAUUCAUGCUGAUAAUACAAGUUCAAGAACUAUUAUAAAUUAUAACAGCAUAGAUGAAUUAACAUUUGAAGAAUUUCAAAAAAUAUUUGAUGAUACCUGUUCAGUAGAUAAUUCAUCUAUACCUUUUAAUUGGAUUCACUUUGAAGGACGUAAUGCAGCUGAAGAAGCAAAAAUGAUUGAUUAUAUUGAUACUAAAGAUUGGAGAAAUAAUGCUAUUAUAAGUGUUGAAUUUGAAAAACCUUUUAGAAGAGGAUUAGAAGUUUUAAUUGAUAAGGCUGAUGUUUUAUUUUUUUCCAAGGUAUUUGCUGAAGGUAAAGGAUAUGAUCAUGCAGAUGAAUUUUUGCAAAUUAUGGGUCCUUAUUGUAAAGACACCGCCCUUUUAUUUUGUACUUGGGGUUCGUCCGGUGCAAUGUGCUUUCACAAUCCAACUAAAAAGUUUUACUCUGCACCGGCUUUAGCAAUACCAAGUGUAGUUGAUAGUGUAGGUGCUGGUGAUACAUUUAAUGCUGGUGCUAUAUACAGUUUAUCGCAGGGAAUGUCCCCUGAAAGUUGUCUAAGAUUCUCUUGUGAGUUGGCAGGUAGAAAAUGUGCUCAGAGUGGAUUUGAUGGUAUUGUUGAGAAAAUGAAAUUAGCUGCAAUGAAAAGGGAAGAAAAUGCUGCAAACAAGCAAAUGAUUUGA